Messenger RNA from Pelobates fuscus (common spadefoot toad), 1925 nucleotides. It is a transcript of the gene PSKH2, whose product is annotated as protein serine kinase H2. Gene Ontology annotation, molecular function: protein kinase activity; ATP binding. Bases 47 to 1273 code for a protein of 408 amino acids. Lineage: Eukaryota; Metazoa; Chordata; Amphibia; Anura; Pelobatidae. Gene Ontology annotation, biological process: protein phosphorylation. The transcript has 3 exons. The record is from RefSeq and is a predicted model, not a curated record.
GAUCUUGGUGCCUUUUCUCUAUUUCCCCUGCUCCUGUCCUCUUGAUAUGGGGUGUGGAGUGAGCAGCAAAGUGCUCCCAGAGACUAUGGAGCCUCCCUUGAAACAGAAAAACCCUUAUUAUGUGAAGUUGAUACGUGCUGUAAUCCCAGUCCAGUUUUGUAAGGAGCCAGAACCCUGCAAGGGAGAAUUUUGGGGACUUCAAGAGGAACCCAGAAAAGACAAAGAAUUACAAGCGAAGAAAAACCAAGUUGCCCGUUAUCGAGCCAAGUUCGAUCCCAGAGUAACUGCCAGAUAUGAUAUCAAGGCUCUCAUUGGCAGGGGCAGUUUCAGCAGAGUUGUGAGGGUUGAGCACAGAGCCACUCGACAGCCGUUUGCCAUAAAAAUGAUUGAAACAAGAGCAAAGGAAGGAAAAGAAGUCUGUGAAUCUGAACUAAACAUCCUUAGAAGAGUUAGUCAUCAUAACAUUAUUCAACUUAUUGAAGUGUUUGAAGCUCAGGACAGAGUUUACAUGGUUAUGGAACUGGCGACUGGCGGAGAGUUAUUUGACCGAAUCAUUGCUAAAGGUUCCUUUACGGAGAGGGAUGCAACCAAGGUUCUACAGAUGGUCUUAGAUGGCAUAAACUAUCUUCAUGGAUUGGGCAUAACACAUAGAGAUUUAAAACCAGAAAAUCUUCUUUACUACCAUCCUGGGGCAGACUCCAAAAUAUUAGUCACUGAUUUUGGUUUAGCAAAAGCUGGAAACAAAGGCAGAGAUUGGUCUAUGAGGACAAUUUGUGGAACUCCAGAAUACAUUGCACCAGAAAUAAUUCUGAGAAAAUCUUAUAGUAAUGCUGUGGACAUGUGGGCACUUGGAGUUAUCACCUAUAUAUUACUGAGUGGGUCCAUGCCCUUUGAAGAUGAAAAUCGUACAAGACUUUAUAGGAUGAUCAUUAAAGGCAAAUAUAGCUAUUUGGGUGAUCCGUGGCCCAAUGUGUCCAACCUUGCAAAGGACUUUAUAGACCGUCUACUUACAGUGGAUUCUAAUGAUCGAUUAUUGGCGGCCGAUGCUUUAAACCAUCCCUGGAUUAAGACAAUGGCUGCAUCUUCAUCAAUGAAAAAUCUUCAUCGAUCUAUCUCCCAGAACUUGAGACGGAGAGUGUCUUCUCGGUGCCAUAGCUCCAAAUCAGAACAGUCGAUGAAGUCCGGCAAUUCAAAUCGUUCACGCAAGAUGAAAGAAAUACUAGAACGAAACCGACGUUAUCAAACACAUACUGUGCACAAUGAUGUCUUGUAAAUUCCCAUUUUGUAACUAUUUUUUACCACACUAAGAUGUAAUUAGAAAUAUUUGUUGAUGUACAUUUGUAAUGAAUUUGAUUAGUCAAUUUGCUGUGAAUUUGUCAACCCUGUAAAACCAACAUUCCCUCUGAUCACUAUUUAUAAGCAGUCAUAGCAAUGGCACAGUUCUGAAAAGUUUCAUUAAUACCAAAUCGCACAAUUUGUAUAGUAACAAACGGCACUUAAUGCAGAUGUUUCGGUUGUUGUAACAUUCCCGAACAUUCCCAACGAUUUCAUGGUUGGUCUGGUCACAAGCAAUGCCAAGAUGUGACAUAGCAAACAACAUUUUUUUCAUACAGAAAAUCUCAAAAAAAAUAAAUAAAUGCUUGUACGGAAUCCACUAUAAAAUCUUUUACCUACAUAUGUGAUGCCUUAUUUAGAAAACCGCAUAUAGUUACAGUAACCAUGAUGAUAACAAUAUUUUAACAUAUGUAUAUGCAGUUCUAGUUAAAUUAAAAAUCACUCUUGUAAGUAGCUUACAGAAAAUGAAAACAUAUAGUGAAUUAUAUUCUCUAAAAUUUUACAUUUUGGAAAAUGUUGACAGACUAGUAAUCAUUUUUGAGUUUUAUUGAAAAAGAUGUUGAAGUCUACUGGUACAUUUUAAAGUCUAG